Molecule: messenger RNA, 650 nt
Organism: Oryzias melastigma (Indian medaka)
Lineage: Eukaryota; Metazoa; Chordata; Actinopteri; Beloniformes; Adrianichthyidae
Product: cocaine esterase
Exons: 4
Coding region: 101-646 (181 amino acids)
Biological process (GO): chemical synaptic transmission; postsynaptic membrane assembly; presynaptic membrane assembly
Cellular component (GO): synapse; cell surface
Molecular function (GO): signaling receptor activity; neurexin family protein binding
Source: RefSeq, a predicted model, not a curated record
UCUGAGAAGCUCAGUGGAGGGCGGGCCUCUUUCUCUCUUGUUGCACUUUGCUCUCCUUUCCUGCAGCACUCUCUCCACAGUUCGGUCUGCAGUGGUGACCAUGGCGCUCCGAGCAGGACCUUCUCUCUUCUGUCUGCUGCUGUUUGUGCUCAGUGUGGCUGCAGACCGAGACGCUCCUGAAGUCCACACAAAGCUUGGCAGUCUGAGAGGGAAGUAUGUGAGCGUAAAGGGGAAGGAGCCCGGGGCCCACGCCUUCCUUGGUGUCCCGUUUGCCAAACCACCUGUCGGCCCCUCCCUCAGAUUGGCCGCACCCCAACCUGUAGAGGGAUGGAACGGCAUGAGAGAUGCAACCAAGCAACCCUUCAUGUGCAUUCAAAGCAUAGAAAUUGUCACGGACCUCUUGAAACAACUUGGUGCCCUGCUAGCAGAAAUUCCUGACAUUUCUGAAGACUGUCUUUACCUCAACAUAUACGCUCCUGCAAACCGACCUCAAAAUGCCAGGCUCCCAGUCAUGGUGUGGAUCCACGGUGGAGGUUUCUCUUUGGGUUCUGCUUCAAUGUUCGAUGGUUCCGCCUUGGCUGUCUAUGAGGAUGUAAUUGUGGUUCUAAUCCAGUACCGACUGGGCGUUUUGGGCUUUCUAAGGUAGAAAU